AUGCCAAUCAAUCUCAAUAUUACCGUCAGGACGAUCUUCCUCCUCCUCGUCGCCUCAUGCCAAAGCGCGGCAGCGUUGAGGCCUUCUCUCAGUGAACCCUGCAUGGUGACAGAUUUUCCGGCAUUAUGCAGAGGCACCAUUAAUGGUCAAACGAAUGUAAACGCAGCCACGGAUGUGGCAAUAAGAGAGCUAAUGAAGCGGACGAGGCAUGCCAGAGAUAUCGCCAAGAAAGAGCUGAGAGUGCUUGACGGAGGAGUCGCGACUUGUUUGUCCAACUUCAAUAGCGCGUUUGAUAAUUUGGACAAGGCACUUAAGAACGUUAAGGAAAAUGAUGGUUUUAGCCUCAACAUUAACCUUAGCGCUGCGUUAACUGACUACGAUACUUGCAGCGAGGCAAUGAAGGGAAGUAAGGAAAUUAACGUUGUUUAUAAAUCAGCCGGUGUUUUGUACAAAAUGGCUGAUAAUUGCUUGGCGCUUUCUACCCUCGUUAAGCUUUAAUUUGUAAAGGAUAAAUGUGGAUUCCGGGUAAAGAAAAAACAUCUUGAUUAUAUGGGUCUAUUUUUUGUUCUAAGUCUUCUACAAUUUG
Molecule: messenger RNA, 586 nt
Organism: Brassica oleracea var. oleracea
Lineage: Eukaryota; Viridiplantae; Streptophyta; Magnoliopsida; Brassicales; Brassicaceae
Exons: 1
Coding region: 1-498 (165 amino acids)
Molecular function (GO): enzyme inhibitor activity
Source: RefSeq, a predicted model, not a curated record